AUGCGAACAAAUUUUAUUUCUAUUGAACAAGAGAAUAAACUAAAAGAAGCUUUUGCUCUAUUCGAUCGACUUGGUGGUGGUGUAAUUAGUAUACAAGAUCUUGCUUUUGUUAUGCGUUCUAUUGGCUAUGAAACAACACCAUCGGAAUUAGAAUCUAUGAUUCGAGAAGUUGAUCAAGAUGGUAAUGGUCUUAUCGAUUUUGAUGAAUUUAAAGAAAUGAUGAAUCGUAAAGGUGAUAGUCGAUUAGAAAUGUUUAAUGAUGAACUUCUUAAUGAAGCAUUUCGUAUAUUUGAUAAAGAUGGAAAUGGUUUUAUUAGUGAAAUGGAACUUCGUUCUGUGAUGAGUAAUCUAGGCGAGAAAUUAACUGAUGAUGAACUUAAUGAUAUGAUCAAAGAAGCUGAUUUAGAUGGAAAUCAUCAAGUUGAUUAUGCUGAAUUUUCUGCACUUGUUCGACGUCUUCUACAAAUAGAAAAUCUUUCAACAACAAUCAAUGGAACUGGAGCAUAUGAAGGACGUGGAAUUAUUCCAUAUAUUGAUGAAGAUCUCGAAGAAGAAUUUACUGAUCAUCUCAAUGACAAUAAUAGAAAGUGA
Messenger RNA from Rotaria sordida, 591 nucleotides. Lineage: Eukaryota; Metazoa; Rotifera; Eurotatoria; Philodinida; Philodinidae. The record is from the annotation of a GenBank genome assembly.